AAAUAUGCAGAGAAAAAGAGAAAACAGCAGCACCGCUUCCAUCUCAACCUUGAAUCAUCAGGGCUUGAACAUCAUCACUCAAAGAGCGUUCUUUCCGUGGAAUGAGCAUUCCAUGCAGCAUCCUAGGUAUGAAUGACGUACCCUGGCAGGAGACACAAUGUGGAACGCUGCACACCAAUGGUGCACCAGAAACUGGUGGGGUCAGAGUCCAUGCAGGGUGUCCUCUAGCCACGGUUGGAGGUGCCAGGCAGGUACCUGGAGGAGUUCACCCUUUGCAGGGAAUGGCCAAUCCCAACCCCUGCACCCAGCCUCUUCUGAGUGGUCGUUCACAAGAUGAUGCCACUGUGGGCUAUUUCUUUCAAAGGCAGCCUGGAGAGCAAAUGGGAGGCUGCACUGGCAACAAACACCGCUGGCCCACUGGUGAUGGAAACCAUGUUGACCAGUUGCGCUCUGUGGAUGAGAUGAACUAUAACUUUCAAGCAUUGGCUCUGGAGUCUCGCGGAAUGGGUGAACUACUUCCUGCAAAAAAAUUGUGGGAAUCAGAUGAAUUGGCAAAAGAUGGACGUAAAGCAAUGCUUGUGGGUGAAGAAUGGAGAGAGAAUGCCUGGAGUUCUUCUCAUCAUGCUCUCUCUCAACCCAUUAUGGUGCAGAAGCGACCAGGCCAAGGCUACAAUGGGACUGGAGAGACGAGCUCAGUGCUGUCCCCACGCUCAGAGGGGGGUGGUCUUGGUGUGAGUAUGGUGGAGUAUGUCCUCAGCUCCUCCCCUGGAGACAAGAUGGAUGGUCGCUACAGGAAUGGAGGCUAUGGUGAAGCAGAUGCAGAUCCAGAUGGAAGAGAAAAGGGAGAAUCAAAAGAGAAGUCUUCACCUUUCGAAGAAAACAAAAGUCCUGAGAUGAAAGUUGGAGAUGAAGGGGAUACCUCAAAAGCAAAUGCCAGGGGAUUACUCAAUGGAAUGGACCGAGAUUGCAAAGACUUCAACCCCACUCCAGGUAGUCGCCAGGCAUCCCCCACAGAAGCAGUAGAACGACUGGGACCCAGUCAGGCUGGGCUGGAAAUAAUGGUGCAACACCACCAGCAUACUCUGCAGGCACCCAACCCUGUUACAAACAAACCUCCUCCUGAAGACUUCCAGAGUCAGGAAGCCCAGAACAUGGGUGGCAUGGAGCAGCAGGCGGGGCUGGAGGCUCUUCAGUUUGACUAUGGUGGAAAUCAGAUCCAGUUGGACUCAUCAGGUGCUGCAGUCGGCCUAUUUAACUACGACUCUCAACAGCAGUUGUUCCAGAGAUCCAGUCAUCUCACAGUUCAGCAGCUGAAUGCAGCACAGCAACAACAGUACGCCCUUGCUGCAGCCCAACAGCAACACCUUGGCCUUGCACCUGCAUUUGUGCCAAACCCUUACAUCAUCAAUGCUGCCCCUCCUGGAGCAGACCCCUACACUGCUGCAGGAUUAGCAGCAGCUGCAACACUUGCAGGUCCAGCUGUAGUUCCGCCCCAGUACUAUGGGGUCCCUUGGGGUGUGUAUCCAGCCAAUCUCUUCCAACAACAAGCUACAGCUGCUGCCAGUCAUUCUGCUAACCAGCAGGCAUCCAGUCAGGGUCCAGGGCAACAGGUGAUUCGAGCAGGGUCCAAUCAACGACCUUUAACUCCAGGACAGAGCCAACAGAGUCAGCAGGAGUCGCUUGCUGCAGCUGCCACAAACCCAACACUGGCCUUUCCAGGCAUGUCAGGCUACCAGGUCCUAGCGCCGGCUGCUUAUUAUGAUCAGACUGGUGCAUUGGUCAUGGGUCCUGGAACUCGCACUGGCCUGGGUGGACCUGUUCGACUGGUCCAAACCCCUCUCCUCAUCAACCCAGCAGCCGCACAAGCUGCUGCAGCUGCAUCUGUAUCAGGCUCUGGUAAUAGUAUGUCUGGUCCUGCUAAUGGUCUAUACCGGUCCAUGGCAUGCCAACAACCCCAGCAGCCUCAACCUCAGCAGCAGCUUCCUCCACCUUCCAGCGGUCUGCCUUCAAACUCCUUCUAUGGCUCUGGUUCUGUAGCACCCAGUUCCCAGAGCAGCUCACUUUUCUCCCAUACCAGUGCAGCUCCUCCACCUAGCACCUCUCUUGGUUUCAGCAGCACUAGUGGAUCUUUAGGUGUUGGAUUAGGCUCUGCUCUUGGUGCAUUUGGCUCCUCAGUGUCCAGUUCCACUAACAGCAGCGCAGUUCGUCGGGACUCACUUUUGGCCAGUUCAGAGCUGUAUAAGCGGGGUGGCGGUGGCAGCUUGACUCCCAUCGGCCAGUCUUUUUACAACAGUCUUGGAUACUCCUCCUCUCCCAGCCCCAUUGGACUGACACCUGGUCACUCACCUCUGACACCUCCACCCUCUUUACCCUCCUCGCAUGGAUCCUCAUCCAGUAUCCACCUAGGUGGUUUGCCCAAUGGCAGUGGCCGAUAUAUUUCUGCUGCUCCAGGAGCAGAAGCCAAAUACAGAAGCUCGGGCAGUACCUCCAGUCUUUUUAGCUCUAGCAGUCAACUUUUCCCCCCUCCACGAGCUCGAUACAGCCGAUCGGAUGUCAUGCCUUCAGGUCGCAGCCGCUUACUAGAGGAUUUCCGAAAUAACCGUUUUCCUAACCUGCAACUACGAGACUUGCCUGGACACAUGGUGGAGUUCUCUCAAGAUCAGCAUGGGUCCAGGUUUAUCCAGCAAAAGUUGGAACGUGCAACAUCUGCAGAGAGACAGAUGGUGUUUGGGGAAAUUCUACAAGCUGCUUACCAACUCAUGACUGAUGUUUUUGGCAACUAUGUCAUACAGAAGUUCUUUGAGUUUGGCAGUGCAGAUCAGAAACUAGCUCUGGCGACUCGUAUCCGUGGCCAUGUGCUGCCACUUGCUCUGCAGAUGUAUGGUUGUCGUGUGAUCCAGAAAGCUCUGGAGUCCAUCUCCUCUGACCAGCAGGUAAUUAGUGACAUUGUCCGAGAGUUGGAUGGCCAUGUUCUGAAGUGUGUGAAGGAUCAGAAUGGAAAUCACGUGGUGCAGAAAUGUAUUGAGUGUGUCCAGCCCCAGGCUCUUCAGUUCAUCAUUGAUGCCUUUCAGGGCCAGGUAUUUGUUUUGUCCACUCAUCCAUAUGGCUGCAGAGUGAUACAGCGUAUCCUGGAGCACUGUACUCAGGAACAAACCUUGCCCAUCCUGGAAGAACUCCACCAGCACUCUGAGCAGUUGGGACAGGAUCAGUAUGGUAACUAUGUUAUCCAGCAUGUUUUGGAGCAUGGGCGACCAGAAGAUAAGAGCAAGAUAGUGGCGGAGGUCAGAGGGAAGGUUCUGGCUCUGAGUCAGCAUAAAUUGCAAGCAAUGUUGUGGAGAAGUGUGUGAUUCAUUCAUCCCGGGCAGAGAGGGCCCUGCUCAUCGAUGAAGUCUGCUGUCAAAAGGACGGCCCUCACAGUGCUCUCUACACCAUGAUGAAGGACCAGUAUGCAAAUUAUGUUGUUCAAAGAAUGAUUGACAUGGCUGAGCCUGCCCAGCGUAAGAUCAUCAUGCACAAGAUCCGGCCACAUAUUGCCACUCUCCGGAAAUAUACAUAUGGAAAGCACAUCCUGGCUAAGCUGGAAAAGUACUACAUGAAGAGUGGAUCAGAUCUAGGCCCUAUUGGGGGCCCUACUAAUGGCCUAAUGUAGGGACCUUUAACCCAAACCUUGCCUCAUUCUAAACAUGCAAUGUUAAUUAUGGGCAUCUUCACCUCUUUGGAGGGUUACUCUACUCUAUAGGAGGGUUACC
Molecule: messenger RNA, 3749 nt
Organism: Danio rerio (zebrafish)
Lineage: Eukaryota; Metazoa; Chordata; Actinopteri; Cypriniformes; Danionidae
Gene: pum2
Product: pumilio RNA-binding family member 2
Biological process (GO): post-transcriptional regulation of gene expression
Molecular function (GO): RNA binding
Source: RefSeq, marked validated